Messenger RNA from Sclerotinia trifoliorum, 1616 nucleotides. NCBI's taxonomy places the organism in Eukaryota, Fungi, Ascomycota, Leotiomycetes, Helotiales, Sclerotiniaceae. The record is from the annotation of a GenBank genome assembly.
AAAAACUCUACAGCCCCCUGACUAGUUACUGAGGAUACUUUUGUGUGAGCGUGCUUUGUCACGUGCUUUGAACGUCUCCGAAGCCCAGAUUCCGCACAAUCCGUACCGAAGAUUAACCGUUCCGGGCAGGCAUCAUUCAUGUUAUCAAUAUGAGUAUGUCAGAUUUCAACUUCAUCUCAACAACAACCACGUUGACGACAACACAAUGAUAAUCCGGCAAAGAUUCGCCUUUCUACUCUGCUUUGCAUUGCUUGAGUUCUUCAGCAUUGCAAAUGCGAGUACUGGUGAUCGAUUGCCUGAAUUUAGACAAUGUGUUGAGGUAUGAAUGAAAUCCCGAGAGCUUUCGUUUAGUUUGUUUACUUUAUACUAAUAAAUAUUUAGGUUUGUCAACGAGAGAAUUGUGACAAUGGAGCUGGAAGUGCUACGAAGAUUCGUAUGUCAAUCCCCUGCUCCUAUUCUUUUGCGCGAAAAUAAUAAUAAAAACAAUAUAGCACUCCUUCAUCGACUUCUCUUCUGGACUUGCCCCGCGGAAUGCGAUUAUACUUGCCAACAUAUAAUCACCAACCAACGUGUCGAAUCUGCCCAACCCAUCGUUCAAUUCCAUGGCAAAUGGCCCUUUUAUCGAUUCCUCGGCAUGCAAGAACCCUUCUCCGUCUUCUUUUCCCUUCUUAAUUUCCUCGCGCAUCAAAAUGGACUUGCGAAAAUCACUGCUCAAAUCCCUGAAAGUUACAGUAUGCGAAAAUACUAUGUUAUGCUAUCAUAUGCGGGAAUGAUGAGUUGGGUCGCCAGUAUGAUAUUUCAUACGAGGGACUUUGCUUUUACGGAACAAUUGGAUUAUUUUGCCGCUGGAGGAAGUGUUUUGUAUGGCAUGUAUUAUACGCCAAUUCGAGUCUUUCGUAUGGAUCGUGGUGGGAAACGUACUUCCUCUGUGUUACGCGCCUGGACUCUUCUUUGCAUACUUCUCUAUAUCGCACAUGUGGUAUAUCUGAAGUGGUGGGACUGGGAUUAUACAUAUAACAUGGCCGCGAACGUUGUUGUUGGAGUAUUACAAAAUUCACUGUGGAGUUGGUUCUCGUUCGAAAAGUAUAGGAAGAGUAAAAGGGCGUGGACAGCAUUGCCAGGAUUGGUAGUUGCAUGGAUUUUCUUGGCGAUGAGUUUGGAAUUGGUGGAUUUUCCACCUUGGUGGGGAUGUUUGGAUGCGCAUAGUUUAUGGCAUUUGGGGACGGUGGCUCCAACUAUGAUCUUCUAUAGGUAUGCUCCCGGAAUAUUUGGGUGGUGGCGACGCUGUGUGAUAGGCGUUAAGGUACUAACUUUGGUAUAGUUUCUUGAUCAAGGAUGCGCAAGAUGAUAUUGCUGGACAGAGAUUAAAGGCUUAGAUUCUACAAGGAGUGAAGAGAGCCUAGAAGGACGAGGAGGGUUGAGAAUUUUGAGGAGGAGCUAAUGUCAAAUGAUAAUACUGAAAUGAUUGAUCGUUGUCUCGUACAUCUACUGCUCAACUUCGAGACAUCACGCAUCCUUACAUCUUCCCUCGAGUUCAUACCUUACUGUCUUGACAUACAAUGAAGUACAUAUCAUAACGGCAAGGAAAGGCAUAUUUAUCAAUGAAAUAUACAUGA